UCCAUAAUAAAUACAAAUAGGUCCCAUGAUCACUUAGAAGAGCCAGUGGAUUUAUUUACCGGUACUGAAAUAUACAUUCAGGAAGAAAGUCAACAUUUGAACCACCCACUGCUUACAGUAGCCAGGGUGCCACUAUGGCACUCUGCUUCCCCCAAGCGGUGGAAUCAACUUCAGGGAAGGAUCUGAUCUAUCCCGAGUAGCCAGCUUGCUAGCAGGCUGCGGUUCGCCAUAGCUAGUUGUUUGCUUGAUGUAGGAGAGAUGUGGUCCUUUUUCGCUCGGGAUCCAGUCAAAGACUUUAAUUAUGACAUUUUACCGGACACUCAAGAAACGUCCGGAAUAUGGACGCUGCAUCGGGGCAAGCGAAAGGUAAAUACAAUAGUUGGGGCAGAAAUAUAUUUGACAGAUGUCUUGUUAGCUGAUACAAGUUCAAGGCAGGACGCCAUUCUUAUUUUUGGGAUGAAAUGGAUGUUUAAUUGCCAUAAGAUUAUCACGAUGUAUGACUAUAUAUAUAUAUAUAUAUAAAUAUAUAGCGUUGUGAGGAUAUGUAUCGCCUAGUUAAAACAGCACGGUUAGCGAACGUUACUACUAGGCUAGUAUAGCUAGCUAGCUAACUAUAUUUUGUUUAUGCUGGGCCACGUAUUCUCGCCACGUCAAUCUCUGCUACAGUAACUAGUUCGCUAGCUAGCCACUGUUGUCACCUAACGAGCUAGCAACGUCAGCCACUUACAUGCUCAUGCGAAAUGUAUUUCGACAAUCUGUCAUGUCAUUCUUGUUUUGACUGGUAACUAACUAACAGUAGCUAGAUGCUAACGUUAUCCGGCUAAUUUGUCAUCAAAGGUUCCGCUUAGCAUUGUUUGUUCCUUUUCCUUAUUGUUCAAUGCCAUGCAGAUGUAAUGGUGGAACCUUUGAUGACGUACGUGUGUAGGUGUCGUUCUGUGUUUCACCUGAAAUAGGUAGCUAGUUGACUGAGACAAAUUGUAUGGUGACAUGACAGCAACCCUUAUUGCAAGGAACAGGGUUGAACAACACCACUCCUGUGAGUGUGAUGGAGGUCUCUGGCCUCACCAGGGAGACUGUAACUUUUGCUCUCCUAAAUCUCAAUAACAUCUCUCCUCUUACCAAUGACGAAACAUGACAUUGUCACAUUAUGACAUCUCCUUAGACGGGUGGGGAACCAGUAUCGGUGUUUGUGUACGAGGUGUCUUCGGGGACAGAGGAACAGACCCAGCUAGCCAAGGCAGCGUUCAAACGCAUGAAGACCCUCCGACAUCCCAACAUCCUGGCCUAUGUAGAUGGAUUGGAGGUCUGUGUAUUUCACCCCAAAUGCAAAUAGCAUAACAUCAGAAUUUAGUUGAUAUUUAAAAGGCAAACAGUAUUGCAUAACACUCAUUCUGUCACCAUUUUCUCAGUCUUCUGUAUUUGUUUUUCUUGUAAUUGUUUUUCAUGCAGAGUGUGGUGAGUAUCAGUUAGUUCCCCUGUCUACCAGUUCUAGAGAGAAACAGGAGCUAGUGUGCUAGUCGUUAGUGUACUCCCUGUAUAAUAGAACCAUACUUAAAAGACUAAUGCACAUUUUAACCAAGUCAUCAUGAAUGCAUUAAUGUUGUCCCUUUCUGGUGCGUUGCAGACAGAGAAGAGCCUGUACCUGGUCACAGAACAGGUCACCCCCCUGGCAGCCCACCUGAAGGCCCAGUCAGAGAGGGGGGGCUCUGGGGAGCUAGAGGUGUCCUGGGGCCUGCAUCAGACCGUGGUCAGUAGACUGGAGGGAGAUGGGUGCUCUAAUUUCCUCAUGUGUUUCUGUAUGUUGAGUGCUGCUUGUCCUUUAACAAUCCUCUUCCACCUCUACUCCAUUAUCCUCCUUUCUCUCUAUCAAUCUCUUACUCAAUGGAAAGAUGACUUUCCAUCUUCUCUGAGAAGGCCCUUAUAUAUUAAUCACAUAGCACUGAAUGUUCUCUAAACACCAGCCCAAAAGGCUCAUAUGAAGUCACAACAUCAGCUGCUACAGAAUCAAACAGGUUCACAGAUAUAUUAUCAGUGUGUCCCCGGCCCAGAAUGGCGUCAAACUUUAACCAUAGCAUUCAACACUGGCAGACAUUUGAUACUGGCAGUUUAACAGGUCAAAGGUAGGAACAGCAGUACUCAGUUACAACAGAUGAUUGUAGACUAACUUUCCUCAAAAGAAUGCAUCUGUCUGCGUCUUCCCACACAUCAUGUUUAUUACAUAUCAAUCUAUAUCAAAUCAAAUACAGGCAAAUAAUUAAUCAAAUCAUCUCUCACACACUCUAUUUCCCCUUUGUAGAAAGCCCUUAGUUUCCUGGUGAAUGACUGCCACCUCCUCCACAACAACCUGGGUAUCUGGGCUGUGUUUGUGGACCGGGCUGGAGAAUGGAAGCUUGGCGGUCUGGACCACAUGACCCCUGAGAACGGGGACGCCUCCACAUCACUACCCUCCGCCAAAGCUGUUCACCCUGACAUGGACAAAUACGACCCCCCUGAAUCACCAAACAGUGGAGAGAAAUGGUAAGGCAGACCGAGAAUGAGUUAAGAAUGAAAAAGACUGAUUUCAUGGCAAAUUGUAUUCCUGGUAUCUCGCAUACAAAGUUUUUAGUUCAAUGCUUGAUGUAAUCUGAAGAUACUUCAUAUUUGUAUUGUCUGAAUCCAUCUCUCUGUCCUCCAGGGCUGGGGAUGUGUGGCGGCUGGGCUGUCUAAUCUGGGAAGUGUUCAAUGGUCCACUGCCCCGAGCCUCCUCCCUACGCUCCCUCGGAAAGGUACCCUACUCCCCCACCGUUUACCUUCUAACAUUUUACCAGAGCAUCACACAUUUUAAGGAAAUCCUAAAGUGAUUCUAAUGUACUCCUGUCAAAAAGAUCAAAGGUCAUGAAUUAAUUGGAAGUGAUGUGAAAACAUAUUAUGGUUUGUUGUCCCUCAGAUCCCUAAAGCAUUGGUGCCUCACUACUGUGAGCUGGUAGGGGCCAACGCCAGGGCCCGGCCUAACCCAGCCCGCUUCCUCCAGAACUGCAGAGCUCCCGGAGGAUUCCUUAGCAACAGCUUCGUGGAGAGCAACCUUUUCCUAGAGGAGAUCCAGGUGCGAUUCCUGACCCCCGUCCCCGCUAUAGAAAAAGUUUGACACAAUAGAGAUGACACAGCUCUCAUUGAAAUGUGUUGACUUACCGAUAAAAUGUUUUAUUUAGUGAAGUGUGAAAUCUAUCUUAUCUAUUCUAUCUGAUCCAGAUCAAAGACCCAGCAGAGAAGCAGCAGUUCUUUCAUGACCUGAGUGAGAACCUGGACUCAUUCCCAGAGGACUUCUGUAAGCACAAAGUGCUGCCACAGCUACUCACCGCCUUUGAGUUUGGCAACGCCGGGGCUGUCGUCCUCACACCUCUGUUUAAGGUAUGUGUGCUGUGGAGGCAGAGAGGAGGGAUUCAGAUAGGAGAAUGGCUCACUGGCCUGGCAUUGAAUUGCUCCUCUCUUUUAUGCAGAAGUGGGAAAACUAUGUCAUAUCUAUGUAAAGCAUAAUCAUUAGAAGGGGUUUAGGUUAAAGGCAUUUCUUCAGGGGAAACAUGCUUUUGGCAACUAAUCAUCAAUCAAAUGUAUUUUAGAAAGCCCUUUUUACAUCAGCAGUUGUCACACCAGAUACCCAUCCAACCAGGCAGGAUAUAACCCCACCCACUUUUCCACAGCACAGCCCCCACACCACCAAAGGGAUAUCAACAGACCACUAACCCACCUCACGAUCCCGAGAGGGCAGAAGAUCAUUCCUUCUUCCAUGUCUCCUCUUUCUUUCUGUCUCUGUCAGGUGGGGAAGUUCCUGUCUGCGGAGGAGUACCAGCAGAAGAUAAUUCCUGUCAUUGUGAAGAUGUUCUCCUCUACAGACCGGGCCAUGAGGAUACGACUGCUUCAACAGGUACAGUGUACCACACAUCAGAGUACAGAGACGGCCAUUACGACAGAAUGAGUGUUUGCUGCAGAACCCUUGUUUUAUUCCUCUUUCAAACCCCUUUCUCAUCCCUCUAUUUCCUUCAGAUGGAACAGUUUAUUCAGUAUCUAAACGAUGCGGCGGUAAACUCGCAGAUCUUCCCUCAUGUCGUUCACGGUUUCACAGACACAAACCCAGCCAUCAGAGAACAGACUGUCAAGGUAUAACUGGCUCACCCAGUCUGUCAGACUGUGAUUAACAUACACUCACAAGACCAGAUGGCUUCACUCACUCCUUCGUUCAAGUGUAACUGAAAGUGUUCCUUCCCUGUAGUUAGUGGUGUUCCCAAAGGUCUGUUCUUGUUCUUUUCCUCCCUCUCCCAGUCCAUGCUGCUGCUGGCCCCUAAGCUGAAUGAGAGUAAUCUGAAUCAGGAGCUGAUGAGGCACUUUGCACGGCUGCAGGCGAGAGACGAGCAGGGACCAAUCCGCUGCAACACCACCGUGUGCCUGGGAAAGAUCGCCCCCUACCUCAACGCUGGGGUAACUUGCACCUGCCUCCUGCUCUCUCUCUCUCUCUCUACCGGUCUCCCUUUUCCUCUCUCU
Messenger RNA from Coregonus sp. 'balchen', 4515 nucleotides. The record is from the annotation of a GenBank genome assembly. NCBI's taxonomy places the organism in Eukaryota, Metazoa, Chordata, Actinopteri, Salmoniformes, Salmonidae.